UGGGCACUCAUGGCACAAGACGUUCUCUCCUCUGCCUCUGUGCAAGACCUGCAACCCGUCAUCUCCAUGUUCCUCUCGCUGCCCUCGCUGCUUCGUGCUCAAUGUGUGUCCUAGAUCCAUGGAUCCGCUCACGGUGACCGUCAGUGUCGCCUCGUUCCUCGCCAACUGCCUGACCACCGUCAAAGUGCUUGGCUCUCUGAGCUCCCGCUACCCACACGUGCUGGUCACCAUCUCCUCCAUCGUGACAGAGACCACGUAUCUGGGCUCGUUCUUGGGUCACAUACAGGAGCUGCUCCUCAUCAAUGCGCCAAGCGUGCACGACACGAGCCCUGCAGGUCGCGAGCUGCGCCAGACCUUUGACCUCGCGCUGUCCGCUUGUCUGAUCACCUUCGGCUGUCUGGAAGAGGAGGUCAGGCAGCUGGCUAUCCAGCCGCCGCCGGAUGCCGGGCCAGAAUGGAAGGAAAGAGUGAAGCAGCUGUGGAAGGAUGAUAUCAUGAACGAGAUCCUAACGCAGAUUCGGGAGCAGCAGUCGACCAUGGCGCUUCUUGUGCAGACCUUGCAGAUGCCAUCGCUGUCUGCGAGCAACCACUUUUUAAAGGAGAACCGCGGCCUCUUGGUAGCGACGGUUUCUCGGUCCCGCGCUUUGCGACAGGCCUCUUAUGCAAACCUGAAAGUCCCUGAGUCUAUUUUCGAAGGUCGAAAUUCCGCCCUUGUCGAGAGCGGCUCGAUCGUCGGGAGCUCGGAAUUCGACUUCGACGACGAUGUCGUCAACUCCACCGUCUACAGACGAGCCAACGUGCAACGAUACCGUUCGCAGCGUGUGAGAGCAAAGCAUGUAGGAGAUGCAGAUACAGAUGAGUACUAUGACCCAGCAAUAGGAACGACAGCAACGGACCACGGAGCACAGUCGAGCCAGAAAGAGACGAGGGCAAGUUCCAGAAUGGCGAACAUGGAGACGGUAGCAGAAGAGCUUGAAGACAUGGCUCUCGACCGCAAACCCAGAAAAUGGAGCGGCCAGAGGCACGGUAACGGAAGCUCAGAUAACACCGUUCGCCCACAGCGACUCAACCAGUCGCAGCGCUUCUCCGACGAUGAGGGCAACUUGUUGUCACACGACGCAUCGGCGCAGAGCCGCUUCGACAGCGGUUCUCACCGCAGCCCCGAUCUCAGCGCUUCCUCGUCCUUCCGCUCGCCAGACACAUCCGCGUCCGACAUCUCCGGUCCGGUUGUCAAUUUCUCUCGUAAGCCAUCCAUUGCUGAACCAGUCGCCAUGCCAACGCCAGAUUCUUCUCGCACAGAUAGCCUAAACGACUUCUACGACGACUCUUCCGGGCACUUUGCCCCCAUCGCUGACAGAGAACCCGCCCAAAUCGUACCGAUCACGCGCUACGCCCCGUCAGCCGCGAAACGCGUUGAGGCCUUGUCGCAGGAGGCCAACGCGCGGAGGGGCAUACCCUCGAAAGCAGCGAAGAGACUUGGCGUCGACGACCGCCAGCAGCCGUCGCGACUCGGAAAUAUCGACGAGAUCCCCACGAGAGACAGACCUAGCAGCUCUACAUCAGGAGGGUCGGGUAGCUCGCGAGGACGACCCUCAAGGCCGGUAACGCAGGUGACACUAGCUGAACUCAGUAGACAAGGCACCUUGGACUUUACGUCGCCCUGGUCCGUCUUCUGGCAUGUGACGCCAGAGGAAAUCCGCAAGCCACCACGCGGCUACAGCGUCGCGAUCCAAGAGCUGUGGUGGAAGCUGCUACAGUUCGAGGAGAGCUACACGUACUCGCUACAGAUGGUCCACACUCUGAUCACGUCCGACACGAUGUUAAUGCCAAAGUGCGGUAUCACCCCAGCUUCGGUCCAGAAACUGCAGGCCUCGCACGACAAACACAUUCGACAGCCGCUUCGAGACGCCAUGAGUGUUGGCCCAUGGACGUUCGAGUACGCCACCAUCAUCAAGGCCUACCAGCUGGCGCACGCACAUCUAGCCUCGCAAUACGAGAGAUAUGCGUGGGACUUGCCCCUGGUCACGUACUCGUUAGCUUCGGCUUCCGCCCCGGCUUCGGCUACGUCGCGAGAUCUUCUUCUGUCCCUUGGACCGGGCAUGCCUACGAGGUACACUUGUUUGCGAAGUCCAUUGACACACCUCUGCUCAACUUUCGAUACUAUCCAGUCGAUUUACGACAUUACGCACAACGGCGGUCCGAAAGAUGUCCCCAACUUUGCGCAGCUCGUCUACCCGGUCCGAGAGCAGCUUCGAUCACUCAUCGCCUCGUGCAACCGCAACAUCUUGCUGCAGUGGGAAGAUCUCAGACGUGUCAACCUUUUCGGCGAUCAGGGCUCAAGGGACAUUGCCGACGUGACCAAGGAGCUCGUCUUCCCGCCGUCUCAGCGGAGAAACAUGAUGCUGCUCAACCUAAGCUCACCGACCCGAUCCGUCAUACUGCGUGCCGAUCUGCACUGGAAAGCUAGCAUUAAAGACAACUGGUCGAAGUGUCACGCGGUGCUGCUUAACAAUUACGUCGUCCUAUCAGGCACCAGUCCUGGCAAAGGCCAAAGACAGCAUCAAGUCUACUUUGUGGUUUCUCUUGCCGAGAUUGCAACGACAACCAUGUCUGCAGAACCCCUCGACGACAAGAAGACAAUCAAACUGGCCAAAGCCGGAAAGCCGAUGUACCACCUUACCAUCCGAACCCCGGAUUUCGAGCACAUUCUCGGCUUCGGCACCAUGGUGCAAUGUCUCGAGUGGCACGAGCACCUAGACGUCGCCCUACGCGGCGAGAUGAUGGACAUGCCGACGGGCAUCUCUUCGAAUAGCGUAUGACUAGCGUCGGAGAGCAUCCUCCGCACCGUCGAGGUCAAGAUCGAGGUGAGCGAUUCGCCGGUGAUGACAGGGGAUGAGUACGACGACAGCGAUAUGAGUCCUCUGAGCCCAUGGGACUCGGCAGAGAUGGGGGCAUUCCCUUGGCCUGUUUGGGGAGAAGGGCAGCCCCGCAGGCCAUCGUCAUUCUCAUCUUCGCCGAGGCGAGGAGACGGCAGUUUCUCGCCUGCUUUGAGAGCUAUGACGGUUGGCAGGUCGGGCUUGAAACGCAUCAGCUUCCCCAGCAUCUCUAGCCUGAAAAGACUGAGCUUUGCGGAGGCAUGAAGGUAUAGGAAAACAAAUCCCGCGUCUUAUGUGUUACGAUACCAAAUAGAGCUUGAUUCUUUUUGCGCCAAAUGCAAUUCUUUGAGCGAGUUUUUUACAGAACUCAGAGCCUG
Molecule: messenger RNA, 3252 nt
Organism: Verruconis gallopava
Lineage: Eukaryota; Fungi; Ascomycota; Dothideomycetes; Venturiales; Sympoventuriaceae
Exons: 3
Coding region: 119-2818 (899 amino acids)
Source: RefSeq, a predicted model, not a curated record